This is a messenger RNA of Rhizophagus irregularis DAOM 181602=DAOM 197198, 619 nucleotides long. RefSeq lists its product as uncharacterized. Gene Ontology annotation, biological process: protein sumoylation. Gene Ontology annotation, molecular function: ubiquitin-like protein ligase binding; protein tag activity. Lineage: Eukaryota; Fungi; Glomeromycota; Glomeromycetes; Glomerales; Glomeraceae. Gene Ontology annotation, cellular component: nucleus. The record is from RefSeq and is a predicted model, not a curated record.
UGCUUUCAUAAAAAUAUUUUUUUCUUUCUAAUAAACGAACGAAAAAUGGCUUCUAACGAUCAGUUAUUGUUACAAUUUAUCAAGACAGAAGCAGUUGAUUCAAAUGAAUCAAUUGAUUCGUUCGUUAAUCUUAAAGUUCAAGAUUAUUCUAAGAGUGAGACAGUUUACAAAGUCAAAAAGACGAAACCUCUUAAUAAACUUAAGCAAGUCCAUUGUGAUAGAAAUGGCUUGGAUAUUAAAUUUAUGUUAUUUUUGUUUGAUGGACACCAAAUUAAGGAUUAUGAUACUCCAGAUUCUCUUGAGAUGGAAAACGAUGAUAUUAUCGAUAUUGUGUGCCAUCAAAAAGGUGGUGGUUUCUAAAAUAAAUAGACAUAAAUCGAUUUUUUUUACGAUAUUUAUAUUUAAGCUCUCAUAAGUUUACGUUUUCUGUUAUUAAGAAAUUGAAAUGAGCAUAUUAACCGACAGCCUAUUGUCACAACUUUUAUUUCGCGAACGAUAUAUUUACGAAUGCUCAUUAUAUUCAAUAAUUUUUUAAUAUAAUAUAUGAUAUAGUAAACAUGAUUCCAUAUAUACUGUAUUUGUAUAAUAACUUCCAUUUACAUUUCAUAUGUCUUGUAAA